AGAUAAGAAGAUGCUCUACGAGGGAGAGAAGACUGAGAGGAGGAAUCUAGAGAUAAGAGAAGUGGAGAGAGAGAGAAAAAAAGGGAGAAGAGAAAAGACGCUCGGCCAGGCUCGCGUGUCACCGGCGGGGCAUUGUGGGAAUAUCGACGUUUUGCUUCUGCUAUCAGCUGAUUUGAGAGAGCGUUGUUUACCUGCCGAGGACCACCAAGACAAAUAGUACAUUCUGCAUGACUACGAGAAAAGAUGGGGGGAAGUCACAGACGAGGUGUAAGAAUCCUCCUGUUAGGGGAUCAAGGUGUAGGCAAGACCUCACUUAUUCUCUCCCUCGUCUCUGAAGAAUUCCCUGAGCAGGUUCCUCCCCGAGCGGAAGAGAUAACAAUCCCUCCAGACGUGACACCAGAGAAAGUCCCAACACACAUUGUUGAUUACUCAGAGCGUGAGCAGAGUGUAGACCAGCUGAGGGCGGAGGUGAAUCGUUCGGACGUGAUCUGUGUGGUGUACAGCGUGGAGGAUGAAGACACGCUGGAUCGGGUCACGGGUCACUGGCUGCCCCUCAUCAGAUCCACCUUGGGCCAGCACCACCACACACCCAUCAUCCUGGUGGGAAACAAGGUGGACUUAGUGGAUUACUCAACCAUGGAGAUUGUCUUGCAAACCAUGAUGGAGUACCCGGAGAUUGAGACGUGUGUUGAGUGCUCCGCCAGAACCCUCAAGAACAUAUCCGAGAUGUUUUACUAUGCGCAGAAAGCUGUCCUUCAUCCCACCGCUCCCUUGUAUGUCCUGGAGGAGAGGGACCUCACAGAGAAGUGCAAGAAAGCUUUGAUCAGGAUAUUCAAAAUUUGUGACUUAGACAAUGACGGGCUCCUCAAUGACCAGGAGCUGAAUGCCUUCCAGCGGCGGUGUUUCAAUGCACCGCUCAACCCUCAGGCACUGGAGGAACUGAAGACUGUAGUGAGGAGGAACGUCUCUGAUGGUGUCCAUGAUGAUUGUCUAACUUUACGGGGCUUCCUCUUCCUUCACCGUCUCUUCAUUCAGCGUGGACGCCAUGAGACCACCUGGACCGUGCUCAGAAAGUUUGGCUACAACGACAAUCUCCAGCUUUCUAAGGACUACCUCUUUCCCUCGUUGCGAGUGCCACCAGGCUGCAGCACAGAGCUCAAUCAUGCUGGCUACUCCUUCCUUAUGAGUCUCUUUGAAAAGUACGACCGGGACAAAGACAAUGCCCUGAGCCCCCAGGAAUUGAUUGAUCUCUUCUCCACGUGCCCAGUCAUGCCAUGGGGCCCAGAUGUGUUCAACUCAGUACAUACGAAUGAGAAGGGGUGGAUUACAUUACAAGGCUUCUUAGCACAGUGGACCUUAUGGACACUAUUAGACAUUCAAAGGACAUUAGAGUAUUUUGCAUACCUUGGCUACUGUGGAACUGGAGACGACAGUCAACUCUCAGCCAUAACAGUAACACGUGAGAAACGGAUUGACCUCCAGAAGAAACAGACAAUGAGGAAUGUGUACCAGUGCCAUGUUAUUGGACCACAGGAUGCUGGCAAGACCACAUUCUGUCAGGGUCUCCUUGGCAGGCCAUUAGAGGAAGCUCAAGAGAUUCCUAAUGACAAACUGUCACGGCACACCAUAAGUACACUUCAGGUUUAUGGUCAAGAAAAAUAUCUAGUUCUGCAUGAUAUAGAUGUCCACAAUAUCACUGAUGCCCUGAUGCCCAGUGAAGUCCAGUGUGAUGUAGCCUGCCUAGUGUAUGAUGUCUCAAACCCUAAGUCUUUUGAAUAUGUGGCAAGAAUAUAUCUGAAAUAUUUCAGUGAGACUUCCAUACCAGUGUUAUUUGUAGCCAACAAGGGAGACAUGUCUGCUGCACGUCAAGAUUACAUCCUGCAGCCAACUUCCUUCUGUCACAAGCACAAAAUUCCACCUCCACAUCCAUUCUCCUCUGUGUCUCAGCCCAAGAGAGAUAUAUACACCAAGCUGGCAACAAUGGCAGCUUACCCUCGGUUUCAAGCUGCUUGGAUGCUCUUUUACCGAAGCAGCACCCUUCGUCGAUUAGUGCACGUGUUGCUGUUGCGGCCAGACCCUUCUUACAUGGCAAGGCAUCUGAAGCAGCUGGGUGUAGUGGUGGGGGAACACAGCACCUGGCUCAAGGUGGGCCUGGGUGUGGCAGCCAUCGCCGCCUUCGCAGUGCUCCUGGCCAGAGCUCUCCGUUCAGUUGACAGAUAGUUUUCUCUUCUAGUUGGCUGGGUCUCAAGACUUGCUACUGGAACCCAGUGGAAUACAGUGGCUCAUAUAAAUAGAAAUUCUUGAGCUUGUUAGUGUGCAGAUAUGCUGCCAGCAUACUGAAUAUACUCUAUUUAUUGCUAUAGCAUCUUUUGUAUAAAGGAAUCAUUACUGUUAAUAAGUAAAAUGAAGCAAAGUAUUUUUUUAGGUAAUUGUUAUCUAUAAUGAAAGUGCAUGUAUUUUAUAUUAGGCAUCAUUACCUAUAUUUGUGGUCAAUUUUAUUUAUGAAUACUGAACAUAGCAGAUUAAUAGUGUAAAUAUCCUUGGUUGCUUUCAAUAUUCUUCUAAUUUCCUUGAUAUAACAUUUUGCCAUGUUCAUUGUGGUUGCCACUUAUCUUAGUUCAUAAUCUUAUCCUUUUGUGAAAUUCUAAUAUGACUUUUGUCAGUAGAAAUCAGCAAAAUCCCAAAUUAAUUUCAUAAUUGCCAUUUAUAUUUUGCAGCAUAAUCAGACUGAUUUCUUUACAUGUAUAUAUCUUAUUUAUCUGUCCACACAUCCAUUUAUCUUUCAUUCUGAUUAUUUAUCCAUCUGCUGAGAUAGUCUGUGUUUCUUAGGACUCCUUUGAGGGUAAUGGGCUUUGUCAGAUGUCUCCUGUGCAAUCUGGACACAAUUUUUGGAUUGACAUUGUCUCUUCUUCAUCUGCCUCAGUCAUUUUAUUCUGAAUUUGUGUUUCUUCACAUUUUGAUUCUUAUACAUGAAAUGUAGCAAGGAAAAUAUUCAUCCAAUCACUGCUGAUUUACUGAAAUUUGGUGCUUCUUAAUUAAUCAUGAUGUAUGUGAGUCAGUGAGUUUUCUAAAUUCAUGUGUAGCUGUUCACAUGUUACUUUUAUUGAUAGGUGAGAUGCAUCAUUAUUUAGUAACAUCAGCUCUGUCUGCCAGUUUUGUAAUUUAUAAAUAUAUAGAAAAUUAUUAUUCCAUAAAGAAAUAACUUACAUCUAUUAUUUUGUCAGUUCACUACACAAGUAUCAAAGAAAUGUGCAGCUUUUUCUAUGACUCAGCCUUCCAUGAGAAGUGACCACAUGUAACACUGAGACUGGUACUGGUGGCUCAACUCAUACAAGUCCUCUUUAUGUUAACCAAAAUCAUUUGUAAAUUUGGAGUCUUUUCUUUAAUUAAAUAUUAUGGAAGAAAAGACAUACUUGUUUAACUUGGUAUUUUAUGACAUUUAUUGACCAUGCUCUUGCUGCAUCAGGUAGGGUGACUUGUAUGUACAUUAAGAGUGUCACAAAGGAAUACUCUUACGAAUUUUGUUAAUAAGUGCAGCAAUAUUCCAUUAAACUUUAUGUCAAGAAAAAUGUACUUAUUUCAUAGUUGUGUGCUGUAUGGAAAAAUAUGGCUUGAGAGGAAUUGUUGUUGGGAUGCAGUUUGUAUUCUCAAAUUCAGGCGGGAAAUCUUGUAAUCAGCUCAUUGUACAUAUGAUCUCCAAGCAUCAUAUUACAAUCAUAGAAUUAAUUAUGCCAUUUGAA
Messenger RNA from Portunus trituberculatus (swimming crab), 3740 nucleotides. It is a transcript of the gene Miro, whose product is annotated as mitochondrial Rho GTPase-like. The record is from RefSeq and is a predicted model, not a curated record. Bases 244 to 2220 code for a protein of 658 amino acids. Gene Ontology annotation, cellular component: mitochondrial outer membrane. Gene Ontology annotation, molecular function: calcium ion binding; GTPase activity; GTP binding. NCBI's taxonomy places the organism in Eukaryota, Metazoa, Arthropoda, Malacostraca, Decapoda, Portunidae. Gene Ontology annotation, biological process: mitochondrion organization; regulation of mitochondrion organization; small GTPase-mediated signal transduction. The transcript has 16 exons.